This is a messenger RNA of Trichomycterus rosablanca, 1966 nucleotides long. RefSeq lists its product as uncharacterized. The record is from RefSeq and is a predicted model, not a curated record. The transcript is spliced from 12 exons. Bases 195 to 1013 code for a protein of 272 amino acids. NCBI's taxonomy places the organism in Eukaryota, Metazoa, Chordata, Actinopteri, Siluriformes, Trichomycteridae.
CAUCUGAAUAUCCUAAACUGGAGAAGUUGUCUGGUGGAUGGCUACUGUACAAGGCAUCAGGUGGAAGUGGGCAGAGAAAACUGACAGUGAUCCCACCAGAGUCCGAAGGCUACUACACAAAACACCUGAAAAGUGUAUCCAACAAUGGAAGACACAUUAUUUUUAUUGUUCCACUUCAAGGUGAAAUAGACACCAUGCCGCUUCCUUAUGAUUCCCCAGAGUUCAGUAAAAUGCCGAAAUCACAGUGCAAGACAUGUGGCGAGACUUUACCGUUACAAGUUCUUGCUCUACAUGUGCAGACUUGCAGCAAGUCCUCUGAAGAUAGUGACCAAGAACAAGAGGAAAAUAUGAGCCCUGAUGUUCGAUUUGGAGCCUGCGUUCAGAAUAUGUUGUCACCUGACAAGUCUCUGAAAAUGUGUCCUAUAUGCCAAGUGGAGUACCCUUCUGACUGCAUUGAGAUGCAUGCUAGUUUAUGUGGAGAGAGGCCACUAGAGUCUCUGGACAUGACUGACAAAGAAGAGCACUUUAGUAUAUUGGAUAUUGAAGCAGGGGAAGGACCAUCUGGUACAACUUCCCAAAACAUACCUUUUCAGAAUGAGCCAGCUAAUUCAUCUGCAGAACUUUUUGAUAAUGCUGAAAAAGCAGAGGAAUGGAAGACUACACCAGACCCAGCGAGGGCAGCACGCUCGUACAGGGAAACUGUGCUCCACACUCAUGCAUCAGGGAAACCACUGCACUUGCAUGUUGAUCUCAGAAGCAUCAUCUCAGAACAAGAAAUGGCUUUGAUUGCUUUUUAUAAAGCAGGCAGCAUAGACUGGGCGAGGCCUCUUCAAUGUAGACUUGAAGGUGAUCCUGCCAUUGGUGAAGGAGUAAAUAGAUUCUUAUUUUCCAUGGUUAUGCAAAAGCUGAAAUGUGGUUUUCAUUUAAACUUCGGUCAUGCGUGUGUUACAAGACUGUUUGAUGGAGAGCCGGACCAUCUUGUACCUUCAUCAUCAGUAUUCUUGGUUGAGUGAUCUAUUUCUGAUGGCUGGCAGAAUGAUUGGCCACUGUUUUUAGCAUGGAGGUCCUGCUUUGUCAGGGCUUAGCCCUGCUGUAAUUCACUUACUUUCUGGAGGCAAAGUGGAAACCGCAGUUGUUGAAAUCUGUGACUGUCCUGACCUUGAUCUUCGUGAAAGAAUUAAGCUGCUGGAAGGAAACUCAGAACUGUCAGCAAGUGAAAAAGACAGUGUUGACUCUUUGUGCUUUUCAUGGGACCUUCCUGCAGUAACAAUAAGCAAUCGAAGAUGGCUCUUCGAGAGGCUAUUACAUCAUGCGGUAAUUGGACGGACUAUGAAGCAAAUUAAGCAAAUUCGAAAAGGACUGAAAGAGACAUUGCUGUGGCCACUAAUGACUCAUCGACCGGAUGUACUUCGUCAUUUUUCCACGCGAGUCAAAUGCUGUGCUGACCCCUGAGAGCAUUCUGAACUGCAUCAGCUGGCCUACAAUGAUCGUAGACGAUGACGAUGACGACUGCUCUGUUGAAGAUAAGAGUCGAGUUACUGGGUACCUCUGCCAGUUCAUUGAAAAUGCAUCCAGUGAUGAACUAAAGGCCCUCCUAAAGUUCUGGGUGGGUUGGGAAGCUCCGACCAGUACCCUCAAAGUUGAAGUAGUCGACUGUCGCCUACCAAAGUCAUCAACUUGUUUUGAGACUCUACGUCUUCCAGCCAACUACAAGGACUUUGCAAAGUUCAAGGAAGAACUGCAAGCAUGCGUCAACACAGCUGACACUGGAUUUGGACUGGUGUGAUUUAAUGGAUGACUUUCAAUGUCAAUUUUACUCAUUUUUAAAAGUUAUUUGACAAAAUGUUCUUACAAAAUGUUCUCUGUUCUGUCUGUCAAGCUAAAUGGAAAAAAAGAAAAGGAAAACACAUUCUGGAAGUGUUUGCUUCAAACAGGAAUAAAGUUUUUAAUUGUUUUAAUUGUUAAA